This is a messenger RNA of Arabis nemorensis, 873 nucleotides long. Lineage: Eukaryota; Viridiplantae; Streptophyta; Magnoliopsida; Brassicales; Brassicaceae. The record is from the annotation of a GenBank genome assembly.
AUGGAGAGCAAAUCAAACAUAUACUUAACUCCGAUUCUUGUUAUAUUGAUCAGCCUAUACUAUGGCCCUGUCGCGGCCACACCAAGGCCACCGCGAUAUGGCCGGGUCCAUUUCGUGCUGGUUCAUGGGGCUGGCCACGGGGCUUGGUGUUGGUAUAAACUCAUACCAUUCUUGAAAUCUCAAGGCCACAACGUAACCGCAGUGGACUUAGCAGCGUCCGGGAUCGAUCUACAACGGCCUGAGACUCUACGAUCGGUCGCGGAGUAUGUUGAGCCAUUAAUGGGCCUAAUGAAGAGUCUAUGCGAUGGUGAGAAGGUGAUUCUCGUGGCACAUAGUUUAGGUGGGCUUGCUAUCUCCAAGGCUAUGGAGAUGUUUCCGGAUAAGGUUCAUAUGGCUAUUUUCGUGACUGCCUUAAUGCCUGGCCCGACCUUCAAUUUCACUUCGGUUUCUCAAGGGUUGGUGAGAUGGCAAGCUCCACAACUCGACUUGAAGUUAGUAUUUGGAGAUGGGCCUGAUAAACCUCCUACACUUUCRAUUGGAGGCCCACUAUUUAUUUCAUUAACUAUGUAUGACCUUAGUCCUAAAGAGGACGUGGAAUUGGCGGGGUUAUUGGUACGGCCACAAAGGUUAUUCACCAACGAAGAGAUAGACAGAAGUCUUGUGCUUACACCCAAGAGAUACGGGUCGGUAAACCGGAUCUUUGUAGUGUCCGAGAAAGAUAAAUCGUUGAUGAAAGAGUUUCAGCUUUGGAUGAUCAAGAACAACCCUCCUAACCACGUGGAGUAUAUUCAGGAUUCUGAUCACAUGGUAAUGAUUUCUAGGCCUUUAGAUCUCGGUGCUCGUCUUUUGUAUUUGGCUAAGAAGUUCGCUUGA